Messenger RNA from Gymnogyps californianus (California condor), 2396 nucleotides. It is a transcript of the gene PDIK1L, whose product is annotated as PDLIM1 interacting kinase 1 like. The transcript is spliced from 2 exons. The record is from RefSeq and is a predicted model, not a curated record. Gene Ontology annotation, molecular function: protein kinase activity; ATP binding. Bases 1006 to 2031 code for a protein of 341 amino acids. Lineage: Eukaryota; Metazoa; Chordata; Aves; Accipitriformes; Cathartidae. Gene Ontology annotation, biological process: protein phosphorylation.
AGCUGUGAUUUUUCCUUUAAUUAUUAUUUUUGUGUUUCAUUCUGUUUGACCAGUGAUAAUUGGCUAGCCAAGCUUUUUUUUCUGUCUAUAGCCAGUGUCCCAUUUUGGUUUGUUUGUGUGAAGGUGGUGCUGGUGUGUUUUGGUUUGUAAUCUUGCAGGGAAGUGUGCAGGGAGGGUCAUAAAUCCGUAGCAGUGCUUGGUGGCUUUUUUUGUGUGUGUGUGUGUCUCGUUUUGCUUAUAGAGCAAUAUCUUAACCUUUGUCCUUGCCCUGUUGAGCAAAAGUGAAAGUUAGAUGCUGGGUACAAGCUUCUGCAAUCAGUUACCCCUUUUAACUUUUUGUAACCUUAGACUCCUCAUUCAGAGGAGACUAGGUGAAAAAUCAUAGUCACAUUAAAAAAUAAAUUGGAAGCAAUCCGAAGCAUCCUCUUGUCUUAGUAUCAGUAAAAGAAUUUCAUGGUUAAAUUAUAACAGAAACAUUUACUUCUGCAGUCACCUCCAUAAAAGGCAGUGUUAAUUAAAUCUGUUACUGCCCAACCACAGGCUUCAACUAGAACCUCUUCUCUGCUAUCCCAGGCGUGGAUGGAGAGCAUGAUACCGUACUAUUAUUCCCGCAGAUGUCCACAGAAGACACUGAGAGAAGGGAGCAGGAGCACACGCGAUAGUCCUGUCUCAGCACAAUACAAGUCUAGGUUUGAAUUGUUGCCACCUUGAAAACUGGGCUGUAUUUGAAAUCUUAAUAGUCCCACCAAAAUGAUGUAAUUGCACUUUUGACUAGUCCGUGGCAACAGGUACAGGUUUACAGAAUAGCUUCUGGAAUGUUCUAGCACUCAAAUGCAGCGUUGCAUUCAGUGUAACGCCUGGAGGCACUGCCCUGCUAAUUGCAGGGUUUUGGUAGGCCUGAUAUUGCCGCACCAAGCCAUAUGGGGGAAAAUACAGCCCAGUUCUUGUUCAUAAGUUUUAGUUCUGUGGGUUUUUCCCCCUUCCCCAGAACCCUUGAUCUUGAAGAUGGUGAGUAGCCAGCCUAAGUACGAUCUAAUACGGGAGGUUGGUCGUGGCAGUUAUGGUGUGGUGUACGAAGCAGUCGUCAGGAAGACCUCUGCACGGGUCGCGGUGAAAAAGAUUCGGUGCCAUGCUCCAGAGAACGUGGAACUAGCUCUGCGUGAGUUCUGGGCACUUAGCAGUAUCAAGAGCCAGCAUCCCAACGUCAUUCACCUGGAGGAGUGCAUCUUGCAGAAAGAUGGUAUGGUGCAGAAGAUGUCCCAUGGCUCCAGUUCCUCCCUUUAUUUACAGCUUGUAGAGACCUCACUAAAAGGAGAAAUAGCCUUUGACCCCAGAAGCGCUUAUUACCUCUGGUUUGUAAUGGAUUUCUGUGAUGGAGGAGAUAUGAAUGAGUAUCUGUUGUCCCGAAAGCCGAACCGCAAGACCAACACCAGUUUCAUGCUUCAGCUCAGCAGCGCACUGGCGUUCCUGCACAAAAAUCAGAUUAUUCAUCGUGAUCUCAAACCAGACAAUAUCCUGAUAUCUCAGAGCAGGACGGAUGCUAGUGACUUGGAGCCUACCCUGAAAGUAGCUGAUUUUGGGCUGAGUAAAGUAUGUUCAGCCUCAGGACAGAACCCCGAGGAACCAGUCAACGUAAAUAAAUGUUUUCUAUCAACUGCCUGUGGGACUGACUUCUAUAUGGCCCCUGAAGUCUGGGAAGGACACUACACUGCCAAAGCAGACAUCUUUGCGUUGGGAAUUAUAAUCUGGGCAAUGUUGGAAAGAAUCACAUUCAUAGAUACGGAAACAAAGAAAGAACUUCUGGGGAGUUACGUCAAGCAGGGGACGGCGAUCGUGCCUGUUGGAGAGGCGCUUCUAGAAAACCCUAAAAUGGAACUGCUCAUCCCCGUAAAGAAAAAAUCCAUGAAUGCUCGAAUGAAACAGCUGAUCAAGGAAAUGCUGGCUGCCAACCCGCAGGACCGACCCGAUGCUUUUGAGCUAGAACUGCGGUUAGUCAACAUAGCUUUUAAAGACAGCAGCUGGGACACGUGACCGGCCGAGUCGUGUCGGUCUCGAUAGAGCUGCUUCUCACCUACCUGAUGGUGCAACUUAAUGGCAGUGAAAGAAAUGAGCCUGAACUCAAACCUGCAGGUGUACUUUCUACCAAAUGAAUCUCUUUUUGAGUUUCACAAAUGCUACGAAUGUGAGUUGGCCGUUGUGUUAACGAUGUGUUGAUGUGUAUAAUACCAGGAUGUUACAUGCAAGUCUAAGAUGUGACGAUGUUCGUUUGUGUACGCUGGCAGUGGGAUGUCUUAAGAGCUGAGACUUGAUUUCCAGCACUAUGUCAUGGAGUAUUUCAUACAUUCCAGUUUCCUACGUCAGUAUUAGGAACUCUUAUGGAAAAAAAGAGAUUUGCA